Camarhynchus parvulus is the source of this 3725-nucleotide messenger RNA. It is a transcript of the gene SLC25A15, whose product is annotated as solute carrier family 25 member 15. Gene Ontology annotation, biological process: mitochondrial L-ornithine transmembrane transport. Gene Ontology annotation, molecular function: L-ornithine transmembrane transporter activity. The record is from RefSeq and is a predicted model, not a curated record. The transcript is spliced from 8 exons. The coding region runs from base 277 to 1182 and encodes 301 amino acids. NCBI's taxonomy places the organism in Eukaryota, Metazoa, Chordata, Aves, Passeriformes, Thraupidae.
CCUCGCCUUCCCUGGGGCCGCGGCGGGGCCGCGCCGCCUCCAUCGCCGCCUCUUUCGGGAUACAGGCGGCGGGGCCGCUCGGGCGGGCGGCGGCUCCGGUUUGAGGUUGGGAUUUGCUUUGGAAGUCACAGAGCAGUUGCUGCCUCGUUCUGCCAACAUUCAACUUUUAAUAUAGUAGUAUUAUUACAAACAGGAAAAAAAAGGAGACAAGUAUCUCCAUACCUAACAGGAAACAGGAGACUUUGCUCUGAAAUAAUUGAUAAACAAGUGUGAAGCAUGAGGAUCAACUCUGCUGUUCAGGCUGCUAUUGACCUCACAGCAGGUGCUGCAGGUGGGACAGCCUGUGUGGUGACUGGCCAGCCCUUUGACACUGCAAAGGUGAAGAUGCAGACGUUCCCCAGCAUGUACAAAGGACUUGUUGACUGUUUUGUCAAAACCUAUAAGCAAGUGGGAUUUCGAGGCUUCUACAAGGGAACCUCACCAGCACUUGUAGCCAACAUUGCAGAAAACUCCGUUCUGUUCAUGUGCUAUGGAUUUUGCCAACAAAUUGUGAGAAGAAUUGUUGGAGUAGACAGGAAAACAAAGCUCAGUGAUCUACAGAAUGCUGCUGCAGGCUCCUUUGCCUCUGCCUUUGCCACCCUUGUCCUCUGUCCCACAGAGCUGGUGAAGUGCCGGCUACAGGCCAUGCAUGAAAUGCAGUUGUCAGGAAAGAUAAUCCAGGGACACAAUACAGUUUGGUCAGUAGUGAAGGGUGUUAUCCAAAAGGAUGGUCCCCUUGGAUUUUAUCGUGGCCUGUCAAGCACUUUGCUGCGGGAAGUCCCAGGCUAUUUUUUCUUCUUUGGAGGGUAUGAACUGAGCCGGACAUUCUUUGCCUCUGGGAGAUCAAAAGAUGAAUUAGGUCCCAUCCCUUUGUUACUAAGUGGAGGUUUUGGAGGCAGCUGUCUGUGGAUUGCUGUGUAUCCUGUGGACUGUGUCAAAUCUAGAAUUCAGGUUCUUUCAAUGGCUGGAAAACAGGCAGGCUUUAUGGGAACAUUUGUAACUGUUGUGAGAACUGAAGGCAUGCUUGCCUUGUAUUCUGGACUAACACCAACUAUGAUCCGUGCGUUCGUGGCCAACGGGGCGCUGUUCCUUGCCUACGAGUACAGCAGGAAACUUCUGAUGAAACAAAUAGAUUCUUACUGAUACUGCCUGGCAGACGAAGAACAAGAGAUUGUUCAAGGGUCAUUUAAAUAAAUGAUGAAAAACACAUAGAUCACAUGAUGGUCUGAGCAGAACCAAAUCAGCGACCUAAUUUUAGGAACUGAACUCCAGUUUAAGAUUUGUAAUCUUUUAAAAUCAGGUGAUUUUAUGGAGGUGUGUAUAUGUUGCUUGAAUUGCACAAGCAGAACUAUCUCCCUCUUACAGAUUCUGCACUAGGUACACUGCAUGUCAUAAAUGUCUUUCCUGACCUGUACUGGUGCUAAAAAUAUUUACAUUGACCUGUGGGGUUUAACGUAACAUGCAAGAGUAGGUUGUGAGUUGUCUACAGCAAAGCACUGGUUUUAAAACUGUGCUGCAGUUGUGACCUUUUGCAGUUGUUGCUGAUGUCUGACUCAAAAUAACAUCAGUUCUUGUCUAAUCUUGUUGAGUAUAGAUAACUUGGACAUACACCUCACCCAGGGAGACCUUUCCUUCUCCAGCUACACCCCUGUCCUGCUCUGGCUCCCUGCUGCUCUGUGACUUGCUAAGGUCAUGGAAGAGGGCCUGACUUUAUCCUAGUGAAUGGGUUUAUAAAAGUAGGAAGCAUUCACCCCUUACCUUAUAUGAGACUUAUAGCCCAAGAUAUGCCGACAUUUUUUAUAAAAGAAGCACAGUAACAACAUUAGGGAGGCUAUGCUGCAUUCCAUUGUUUCCUAAAUCCUUUCAAGAAGUGCUGGAAUGUUCUAAGCACCACUUAACGUAAGGGACACUGCUGAAAAUAGCUGCUGCCUCUGAAUAUGGAAUUGUAACUUUGCGCAGGCUCCCAUUUAGAUCACCGUGGCAUAAAUAGGGCACAUGCUGGAAGGACAGAAAGCUGAAGAGGAACAGAAAGCCAGAAGUGAGUUGUUAACUGACACCAUGGUCUCUGACAUAGCAGUCUUGCUGGGGCUGGAGUCUUGCCAUUUGCUGUGUCUCUUCAGCUGAGUGGGAAAAGCUCAUAUGAUUGGAUAGCUUGUAUCACCUUCAGGCCUGGAGGGCAUAGCCUGCUUGGUCAUGUUAUUUGAUUAAACGUGCAGUUAGUCAGUACUACCCAAAAUGAUGCAGUGACACCUCUUUCCAGAUGCCCCUUUUGUUCUUCAAGUAGGAUGCUCUUUCUACAAGCAUGUUCUGCUUUGUAAGAAGUAGCUACUGCCUUAUCCUGGAAUAAGUCGUGCAGGUCUUAGAACAGCACAAACUUGUCCUGAGUUGUCCAGAGGUGCUGCCUGGGUGUUCUAACUGCAGCCCACCAGUGUGGGGGCAGUGGGGGGCACAGGCAGAGCCCUUUAACUCACUGGCAUCAUCACAGCUACAUGGAGAUCAGCAGCUUGUCACAGCAACCACAUUUGUCAGAGACAGUGCUGGAACAACCUAGUUUUGCAUGUUACAGCUUCCCUUUCAGAUCCCAGAAAUAGGAACAAGCUUUAGGCAUAGAUGAAUUCCUGUCAAUACCUGCUGCCUCUUGCAGUGGAGCCAGGGUGCACUUAAACUGGCUCAUUCCUUGCAUUGUUACAGCCUCUUUGAUGGAAGGUGGUUGCUCCAGUUCCACAAAAUCUUGCUCCUCCAGCCUCCAAGUGCAGAAAAAACAAUCUCCCUUUCAUACACCACGAGAAAAGGCAGUUAAAGCAGGGCAUGGCUGAAGAAUCUUCAGUGUCUAUUGCAUCAAUACAGCUUGACUGCCUGGUACAAUAGGGGCAGCACUACUCUGAAUUGCCAGUACUUUAAAAGGAAUUUAUACCAAAUGUUUAAAUGAUUCAGGUAGGAGGCUGAGGCUUUGAGAAUUGUUAGACUUCCCCUUCUUUUCAGAGUUGUCUAGCUAAGAUAAAUAGUAUAUUUGUACAUGUUUCUAAUAGUUAUGAAAAGGUGAGGACAGACUCCACCUCAGUGGAAUACUUCAAUCUAUUUCUAAGAUUUGUCUUUGCUUUCAUUUUUUAAAGCUCAUGGUUGCAGUUUUUAAUACAAAAAUUGAAGCUUCAAGAGAAGCAGGGUAUUUAAAACAACCUACAGCAAGAAGCUGGUGGCAUUUUUGAGUUUACCUUCUGAAGUUGAUGUAAGCAGUAAUUUUUCCAUUCAGAGCUGCUUAAGCUGUACACGUGUAUCAGUUGUUCACCUAAAAACUUCAUGAUGUUGGUAUAAGAACUCACAGAAAUAAAGUUUCAUUUGAUUAACUGAGUACCUGAUAAUUAUUUAUGCCAUUUAACAAGCUCAUCUAGCUGAGAAACAAAAUGUUGAAUUCAGCAUCACCACCUUUCUGGAAUGAAAGAAAAAGACUAUACAAUCAAAGAACAUAUAAAGCCCUCAAAACUGAGGGAGAGGGGGCAGCUAGAGUAACAUGCUGUGAAAAACUGCUGAUUUUACAUCUAUGGAAAAUGAAACCCAUACUUCAGCACUUGGCUUGUUGCUUUGUUAGUACCAAAGUCAGUUCUAGUAUUAAUGUUCACCUCAAAUUUCAAGUUGCUAGAUUACCACGAUACAGGCUGUAAGGUUUUCUGUCAGAAGAACGCCAGGAG